GAGAGGCGUUCAAAAUGGGGGAGAGCGCGACGAGUCGGGAGUUCCAGCUGCCUGCGGUGGUCGCGAAGGGAGUCGACAUGAGCAGAGAGCGUGCCGCCUUCGCAGUGGAGGCGGCGAAGAAAGGCUACAUUGCGCUGUUGAAGAACGACUUGAAAUACUGGCAAGAAGCGGCACAGAUGCUGAAGGAAGAAUUCGACGCCUCGUUCGGCGGCAGUUGGCAUGUGAUCGUCGGGCAACACUUUGGCGCCUACGUCACGCACGAGGCGAAGCAAAUGAUUUACAUCGCCAUUGGUCCUGUGAACUUCCUCAUCUACAGACACGGGUGAAGGAGGAACCUGGAACAUAGCCGACAGAAAAGCAGAACCAAGAAGAGAGAACCCACGCCAGCAGGGAGAACUAGACACAGAGAGAAGAGAGAGAAAGAAAGAAAACAGAGAAACACGACGCGACGGGGUGCGGAGAAGGAGGAGAAGAAGAGGGAGAAGGAGAAGAAGAGUAGAAAGAACAGCGACAAAGAGAGAGGCGAGAGUCAAGAGAGAAAGACAGGGCUCCUGAAAGGACCUGAGUGCGAGGUGGGCAGAAGAAAGAGCAAGCGAGAGACGAGAAGGAGAGAGAAACGGACCAGCGAAAAGAAAGACAUAAAUGGAGAGCGCGAGAUGGAGAGAAAAUAGUUAAGGAGACUCAAAUAAAACGAGCGAAACACAAGUCAGC
Molecule: messenger RNA, 711 nt
Organism: Toxoplasma gondii ME49
Lineage: Eukaryota; Apicomplexa; Conoidasida; Eucoccidiorida; Sarcocystidae
Product: dynein light chain
Exons: 1
Coding region: 15-326 (103 amino acids)
Biological process (GO): microtubule-based process
Cellular component (GO): dynein complex
Molecular function (GO): dynein intermediate chain binding; dynein light intermediate chain binding
Source: RefSeq, a predicted model, not a curated record